UUAAAGAAGAAGAAUUUCCUGCUACGAAUGUAUAUACCCAUGUGGCAUCAAGUGCGGAACCUUUGACGGAGAAUAAUCGUAAAUCCAUGACAGCAAAUGUUAAAUUGGCAGCUUACAACACACUUUUGAGUCAAGAUAAAAAUUGUUCCAAAUUUUCAAAUGAUCAACAAAUUUUCAACUUUGCAAGCGAUGAUGUUUCGAAAAAUGCUGCAACUAAAAUUCCUGGAAGAUUGUUUAAACCUUUGAGCAAUUACAUGAAAUCUAUUGGUCAAAUUUCAUCUGGAAGAAUUGAAGGAACAUGUUGGCUUGUGACUGCCAAUCUGGUGAUGACAAACCAUCAUGUUUAUAGAAUGUUUAUGAAGGAAAGGAAGGAUUUUGGAAACUCAAAAUUGCCCAUCAUAGUUUCAUUUGAUUAUUUGUACGCAGGAAAAAGAAACCAUGCUGUCAACAUAGAAGUUGAUGACGAAUGGGAUCCCAGCAUGCAGUUUGAAAGUUCUCAGUUGGAUUACAAAUUUUUGCGUUUGAAAGAAGACGAACGUAUUAGAGGACGUGAACCACUUGGCCCAAUAGUUCGCAGUCGUCCAUUACAAGAAGGUCUUGUUAUUAUCGUGGGUCAUCCAGCGAAUAGUGAAAUUUAUCAAGAAACAUGCGUUGUUGUCAGCAGUUAUUUAUGGCGUCAGAAACUUGGAGAAAGGGGAAAGAAACUUCUGGGAAUCCCAAGGCAUGAGAGAGUUUCUAUUGGUUUGAACAUGACCAACAACGAUUUGCUACGUUGCAACCAAGCAUGUCUUCCAUACGACACAACCUUAUUUUCUGGUGCUAGUGGUUCCCCUGUUUUUGAUCUGAAUGGAAACAUCGUCGCGAUGCACACACAAGGAUACACACUAGAUGACGGGAAAAGAACAUUUCCUUUGAUGGAGUUCGGAGUUCAGCUUAGUGCAAUUUGUGAAGACAUGAGACGCUGUCAUGUCGUAGAAGAAUACUUUCCAAACCACGAAGUACGCGAAAUGGAUACGGACUAA
This is a messenger RNA of Paramuricea clavata, 1022 nucleotides long. The record is from the annotation of a GenBank genome assembly. Lineage: Eukaryota; Metazoa; Cnidaria; Anthozoa; Malacalcyonacea; Plexauridae.